AUGGCUAAUCCGGGCGGCGGCGACGGCGGUCGUGGUGGCCGGAGCAGCGGUGGCGUUGUGGGUGGGUACGGAGACCUCCCCGGACUCAGGAGCGAUGCGCACAGAGGAAUCGAAGUCGACGGCGAGGAGUCCAGUUCGUCUGCUUACUACAGCGACGACGACGAGGGCAUGGAGGCGCCGCUGUCCAUGGAGCAGCGGCUGCGGCUGGCUGAGAUCUGGGUGGCCAACCCUUCCACGAGCCAUCACUGGAGCCAUGGAUUGGGUGGCGUACUUUUGGAUGAUGCUGUUUGGGAUGUUAGGAUUCACUUCGAUGCUCACCAUAAUUUGGAUAGGAAGAUAUGCAACUCAGAUGUCACAUAUUUGAAUUUGUAUGCACUGAUGCGAACACAAGGAUUUAACUUCAGUGAUGAAUUGUACCGCAUGGGGAAUACAUGCAUAGGAGUGCGGAGAGAGCAUGCCCUAGAUUUGAUAGACACAAACAUCAAGUUGCAGCAAUUUAAGAAGCAGAAUGAGGACAGUUUAGUUCUGAACUUGUUAGUCAGGGCCACAUCAUUUGUCAGUACUGCAUCUCAUGUUAGUGAGAAAAAAUUAGCCACAGUUUUAUAUGAAGAACCUGUUGUGUAUGAUCUGAGAGAUCCUCCUGUGCUUGCUGUUGAUGAUCAUGGUGUUGUUUAUGAGAGUCAAAGCAGCAACAGUAGUGCAGUAGUACAACCUGCUGGUAUGUGCACACAAGAGAGCAGAAAUGUCAGCAAGAGGAAGCUCAAAUCUGUGAUGGAAGAAGAGGAAGAGGAGGGAUAUAAGAGUACUGAUGACUCUCAAGGGGCAUAUGACAGUGACAACAACCCUUUCUGCAUGAAGAAGUACAAGAUUGCUGAAGACACAGAGAUAAUAGAGGGAAAGAGGCUAGCAGAUGCAGAACUAGAAGAGGAUGCAGAUUCAGAUGAAGAAACAGAUGAAAAUUCAGAUAAGGAACAUCUACACUAUGAGGGUGACACUGAGGUUGAGGAGUUGUUUGAUAUUGAGGAGGAUGAGGAGGAAGAUUCUGAGAAGGAGAAGGAACCACCCAUGAAAGCAGCUGGUAAAAAGAGGCAAAAGCUGCCAGUUAGGAGAGGGCCCACCACUAGGACACAUUCUAAUGUGUUAGAGGACUUGAAACCAGAUUUCAGACCAUCAUCAGAUGAAGAAGAUACUGGGUUGCUAUUGGAUAGUGAAGAUGAUGAAUUUGAGCCACUAGCAUUUGUCCUACCAAAAGGAAGGAAGAGUAGGGCCAUGAAAAGGCCAGCAAGGAUAUGGUCUGAUCCAAACACAAGUAUUUUGACUCUGAUUGACAACUGCAAUGAGAAGUAUGGUGUUGAUGUGCCCAAGCACAUGGCCUAUAGGGCCAAAAACCUUGCUGUAGAGGCUGUUUUAGGAGAGCACAAGAAACAGUAUCCCAGGCUGAGGGACUAUGCUCAAACAAUCAUGGAUACAAACCCUGGGAGUAGAGUUAUAGUUACAACUGUAACCCCAAAACCUACUACAAAAAUACCACAUCCAGGACCAAGGUUUCAUGCUAUGUUCUUCUGCAUCAAUGGAGCAAGGGAGGGCUUUCUCAGUGCAUGCAGACCAUUCAUAGGUGUUGAUGGCUGCUUUAUUAAGCUCACCACUGGAGCUCAAAUACUUGCUGCCACUGGCAGAGAUGGCAACAACAACAUUUUCCCACUGGCAUUUGGUAUUGUUGGACAAGAGGAUACAACAAAUUGGUGUUGGUUUCUGCAUCAACUGAAGAUAUGUCUAGGAGGAGAAGUUGGACAAUUUGGUCCUUAUACUAUCAUGUCUGAUAGACAGAAGAAUGCUGGGUUUAGGGGAGAAGAUCUUAAGAAAUGCAUGGAUAAUGCUAGUUAUGCUUAUAACCAAUACAAGUUUGACAUUGCAAUGAAUGAUCUAAAAAAUGAGAGUGAGGAAGCUUGGAAGUGGCUGAGUGGAAUACCUGCAAGAUUCUGGGCUAGGCAUGCUUUUGUCACAAACUGUAAGACAGACUUGGUUGUUAACAACCUAUCUGAGGUGUUCAACAAGUACAUCCUUGAUUUUAGGAAAAAACCUAUUAGGACUAUGAUUGACGGUAUUAAGAAUAAGCAGAUGGCAUCUAGAAGACCAAGGAAUGUUGAUGAAGCAAGGGCACAGGCUGCACCAGCAAGGGCAGAGGCUGCACCAGCAAGGGCACAGGUUGCACCAGCAAGAGGAGAGGCUGCACCAGCAAGAGCACAGGCUGCACCAAGAGCACAUGCUGCACCAAGAGCUGGUGCAAGGCAUGGUGCUGCAAGGCAUUCAAGGCCUUUCUCUGCACCAAGAGCUGCUGCUGGGACUUCCACUUCUGGUGCUUCCACUUCUGCUGGCCCUACAACUCAUACUGGAUGGAUGUCCUAUUUAACUGCAAGUGGAAAUACCUGA
Messenger RNA from Aegilops tauschii subsp. strangulata, 2430 nucleotides. The record is from RefSeq and is a predicted model, not a curated record. Lineage: Eukaryota; Viridiplantae; Streptophyta; Magnoliopsida; Poales; Poaceae.